Messenger RNA from Morus notabilis, 626 nucleotides. RefSeq lists its product as uncharacterized. The transcript has a single exon. NCBI's taxonomy places the organism in Eukaryota, Viridiplantae, Streptophyta, Magnoliopsida, Rosales, Moraceae. The record is from RefSeq and is a predicted model, not a curated record. The coding region runs from base 13 to 561 and encodes 182 amino acids.
CCAAAACAACAUAUGGCUUCGAUAUUAAAAAAACAUUACUUCAAAGACCACCACCGGCCAACCAUGCCCGUCGACGGCCGGUGCAAGAAACACCCCAAACACCGCCAAUCGCCGGGCGUUUGCUCGGUAUGCUUGAGAGAAAAGCUUUGUCAGCUCGCCAGUAUUCAUCCGGGCUCGCGUAGAACUAACAACAUUUCGACCACAACGCGCUCUCCCGGCUCCUCAACGACGUCUUCUCUUUCGUCGUAUUAUUCGUCCUCCUCCUGUUCCUCUUGCUCGUCUCCCAUGCAGUAUCGCUGUCGUACGUACAAUAUUAAUAAUGCUCGUGAAGGAAAAGGGUUAUCGAUGUCUAGUUUCUUGUUAAGCGGCAACAUCAAUGUGCUUAAGAAGAGUAGAUCGAUGGCUUUUGCGAUUCCAAGAUCAACGAGAUCAGGGGCUGAUAAAGACGGCUCUGAUGAUCAGAAGAGGAAAAGUGGAUUUUGGUCCAAAUUGCUUAUUCCUCAAGGGAAUAAGAGAGAGACUUUCAUGCACUCUAGAACUGUGAGAGAAAGAGUGCAUUGAUCAAUACUGUCGUAUAUUGAAUCAGAAAUAUUUCUUGGAGCUUGCUGUUACUUUGUUUUCUUUUU